This is a messenger RNA of Exserohilum turcica Et28A, 312 nucleotides long. RefSeq lists its product as uncharacterized. The record is from RefSeq and is a predicted model, not a curated record. The transcript is spliced from 3 exons. Gene Ontology annotation, biological process: nucleosome assembly. Gene Ontology annotation, molecular function: DNA binding; protein heterodimerization activity; structural constituent of chromatin. NCBI's taxonomy places the organism in Eukaryota, Fungi, Ascomycota, Dothideomycetes, Pleosporales, Pleosporaceae. The coding region runs from base 1 to 312 and encodes 103 amino acids. Gene Ontology annotation, cellular component: nucleosome.
AUGACUGGACGCGGCAAAGGUGGCAAGGGCCUCGGCAAGGGCGGCGCCAAGCGUCACCGAAAGAUUCUUCGUGACAACAUCCAGGGCAUCACCAAGCCCGCCAUCCGUCGUCUCGCCCGUCGUGGUGGUGUCAAGCGUAUCUCGGCCAUGAUCUACGAAGAGACGCGUGGUGUCCUCAAGACGUUCCUCGAGAGCGUGAUCCGUGACGCCGUCACCUACACUGAGCACGCCAAGCGCAAGACCGUCACCUCCCUCGACGUCGUCUACGCCCUCAAGCGCCAGGGCCGCACCCUGUACGGUUUCGGUGGUUAA